AUGACCACACCUUCUAAACCAGAAAGCACAGAAACAAUACUUUCAUCUACUCCAACUACAGCAAAUGUUGCAACAGUAUCCACUUUUUCAUCAACCAAUUUGGAAUAUUUAGAAACAACGCCUGCAAUAUUUGUACAACCAACAUUCUUCGUCACUUCUUCAAAUACAGCUGAAGCUACAUCAUCUACAGCAACCACAGAGAAGACCACACCUUAUAUACCAGAAAGCACAGAGACAAUACUUUCAUCUACUCCAACUACAGAAAAUGUUGCAUCAGAAACCACUUCUUCAUCAACAAAUUUGGAAUCUUUAGAAACAACGCCUGCAUUAUUUGAACAAACAACAUUCUUCGUCACUUCUUCAAAUACAGCUAAAGCUACAUCAUCUACAGCCACCACAGAGAAGACCACAGCUUAUAUACCAGAAAGCACAGAAACAAUACUUUCAUCUACUCCAACUACAGCAAAUGUUGCGACAGUAUCCACUACUUCAUCAACCACAUUUGAACUGCACAGAAACAAUACUUUCAUCUACUUCAACUACAGCAAAUGUUGCAACAAAAGCACAGAAACAAUGCUUUCAACCACUCCAACAACAGAAAAUGUUGCAUCAGAAACUCCUUCUUCAUCAACCAAUUUAGAAUCUUUAGAAACAAGACCUCCAAUAUUUGAGCAAACAACAUAUUUAGUCACUUCUUCAACUACAGCUGAAGCUACAUCAUCUACAGCAACGAAAGAGAAGACCACACCUUAUAAGCCAGAAACUGAAGCUACACCAUCUACAGCAACCACAGAGAAGACCACACCUUAUAUACCAGAAAGCACAGAAGAAAUACUUUCAUCUACUCCAACUACAGCAAAUGUUGCGACAGUAUCCACUACUUCAUCAACCACAUUUGAACUGGUAGAAACAACUCCUGCAUUAUUUGAACAAACAACACAUUUAAUCACUUCUUCAACUACAGCUGAAGCCACAUCAUCUACAGCAAAAACAGAGAUGACCACACCUUCUAAACCAGAAAGCACAGAAACAAUACUUUCAUCUACUUCAACUACAGCAAAUGUUGCAACAGUAUCCACUUUUUCAUCAACCAAUUUGGAACCUUUAGAAACAACAAACAACUACUGCAAGAUUUAA
This is a messenger RNA of Oryzias latipes (Japanese medaka), 1137 nucleotides long. The record is from RefSeq and is a predicted model, not a curated record. Lineage: Eukaryota; Metazoa; Chordata; Actinopteri; Beloniformes; Adrianichthyidae.